Messenger RNA from Gigantopelta aegis, 1599 nucleotides. RefSeq names its product ankyrin repeat domain-containing protein 29-like. Gene Ontology annotation, molecular function: protein binding. The annotation marks the transcript as partial. Lineage: Eukaryota; Metazoa; Mollusca; Gastropoda; Neomphalida; Peltospiridae. The record is from RefSeq and is a predicted model, not a curated record. The transcript has a single exon.
AUGGUAGCCAGUCAAAAUGGUCAUGGUGAUAUCGUUGAAUUAUUGCUAGAGAAGAAUGUUCCAAUGAAUACCCAAGCCAAAACUGGAGAAACAGCUAUUUUUUUGGCUAGCCAGAAUGGUCACUCUUCUGUUGUUUCUAUCUUACUUUACAAUGGAGCAAAUCCUAACUUUGCUAGUAAUGAAGGUGCAACACCUCUUAUGGUAGCCAGUAAAAAUGGUCAUGGUGAUAUUGUCGAAUUAUUAUUAGAGAAGAAUGUUCCAAUAAAUACCCAAGACAAAAAUGGAGUAACAGCCGUUUAUAUUGCUAGCUGUAAUGGUCACUCUUCUGUCGUUUCUAUCUUACUUUGCAAUGGAGCAGAUCCUAACUUAGCUAGUAAUGAAGGUACAACACCUCUUAUGUUAGCCAGUCAAAAUGGUCAUGGUGAUAUCGUCGAAUUAUUAUUAGAGAAGAACGUUCCAAUAAAUACCCAAGACAAAAAUGGAGUAACAGCCGUUUAUAUUGCUAGCCAUAAUGGUCACUCUUCUGUCGUUUCUAUCUUACUUUGCAAUGGAGCAGAUCCUAACUUAGCUAGUAAUGAAGGUACAACACCUCUUAUGUUAGCCAGUCAAAAUGGUCAUGGUGAUAUCGUUGAAUUAUUAUUAGAGAAGAAUGUUCCAAUAAAUACCCAAGACAAAAAUGGAGUAACAACCAUUAACUUUGCUAGCCAGAAUGGUCACUCUUCUGUCGUUUCUAUCUUACUUCACAAUGGAGCAGAUCCUAACUUAGCUAGUAAUGAAGGUGCAACACCUCUUAUGUUAGCCAGUCAAAAUGGUCAUGGUGAUAUUGUUAAAUUAUUAUUAGAGAAGAAUGUUCCAAUAAAUACCCAAGCCAAAGGUGGAGUAACAGCUAUUGCUUUGGCUAGCUAUAACGGUCACUAUUCUGUCGUUUCUAUCUUACUUCACAAUGUAGCAGAUCCUAACUUAGCUAGAAAUGAUGGUGCGACACCUCUUAUUGUAGCCAGUCAAAAUGGUCAUGAUGAUAUCGUUGAAUUAUUAUUAGAGAAGGAUGUUCCAAUAAAUACCCAAGACAAAAGUGGAACAACAGCUAUUUAUAUGGCUAGCCAGAAUGGUCACUAUUCUGUCAUUUCUACCUUGCUUUGCAACGGAGCAGAUCCUAACCUAGCCAGGACCAAUGGUUGGACACCUCUUUUAAUAGCUUCUGCCGCAGGACAUAAUGAAGUUGUGAGAGAGUUAUUGAAGACCAAAGUUAAUAUCAAUCAUCAAACUCCUACUGGUACUACAGCAUUACAUCUUUCUAGUCAAUAUGGAUAUGAGAAUAUUGUUAGACAGCUAUUAGAGAGUGGUGCUAAUCCACUUAUAAAAGACACGUUUGGCACGACACCUCAAGAUAUUGCUCAUCAAGAAGGUCAUCGUAACAUUGUGUCACUCCUUCGAGAAGCUAACGAAGAUCAAGAGUCAUUAGUAGGUUCUGUAGAGUCAGGUUAUACAACUGGCGGACUAUCAAGUGAUCAGUCAUCAGUAGCAGACUCUGAUAUUGCACAACUCUCUGAUUUAGAAGAAGAUGAUUUUGAUAUAAAGACAAAUACUUGUAUACAACAG